Molecule: messenger RNA, 2517 nt
Organism: Camelus dromedarius (Arabian camel)
Lineage: Eukaryota; Metazoa; Chordata; Mammalia; Artiodactyla; Camelidae
Gene: PTCD3
Product: pentatricopeptide repeat domain 3
Exons: 25
Coding region: 32-2146 (704 amino acids)
Biological process (GO): mitochondrial translation
Cellular component (GO): mitochondrion
Molecular function (GO): protein binding; ribosomal small subunit binding; rRNA binding
Source: RefSeq, a predicted model, not a curated record
CUUCCCAGCAUGCUCUGCGAAGACGCCAAAGAUGGCUUCCGUAGCGUCGGCUUGCUGGCUGAGGCUCCGCUGCGGGCUUUGCCUACCGCUAAUGGGUCGGCAGGCAGGUCUCUGUGGAGGCGCCCUCAGUAGCAGAUUUUAUUCUGAAAGUGCAGUCCUGCCAAAGGUUGAAGGAGCUGAUGUAACAGGGACUGAAGAGGUGGUUAUUCCAAAAAAGAAAACUUGGGACAAAGUGGCCGUUCUCCAGGCGCUAGCGUCCACAGUCCACCGGGAUACCACAGCUGCCCCGUAUGCAUUUCAAGAUGAUCCUUACCUUAUGCCGGCAUCCUCCAUGGAAUCUAAUUCAUUUUUAUUGGCAAAGAAGUCCGGGGAGAACGCUGCGAAGUUUGUUAUUAAUUCAUACCCCAAGUAUUUUCAGAAGGAUAUAGCUGAACCUCAUAUACCGUGCUUAAUGCCUGAGUACUUUGAACCUCAGAUUGAAGCUAUAAGUGAGGCUGCUCUGCAGGAACGAAUUAAGCUCAAAAAGGUCAAAGCUUCUGUGGACAUGUUUGAUCAGCUCUUGCAAGCAGGUAGAGAAGUCACACAGCUGUUCUUCCCUAGCUUCUGUUUCUUAACCUCAGGAACCACUGUAUCUCUGGAAACAACUAACCGUCUGUUGGAUUUAUUAUGCUACUAUGGUAACCAAGAGCCCCCAGCUAAUUAUAAUUUUCAACAACAGGAACAAUCCGAAGAGUUGGAAGAGGCCACCGUGGGAAACAGUGAGAAAUCUAAGAGGAAGACCAGUAGUUGGAGAGCAAACAACAAUGCUGAGAGAAUCUUUGCUCUAAUGCCAGAGAAAAAUGCACAUUCCUACUGCACAAUGAUCCGAGGAAUGGUGAAGCACCGAGCUCCUACGCAGGCAUUGAACUUGUACACUGAGUUAUUGAACAACAGACUGCGUGCUGAUGUACACACCUUCAAUUCAUUGAUUGAAGCAACAGCAUUGGUGGCGAAUGAGAAAUUUGAAGAAAAAUGGAAUAAUAUAUUGGACCUGCUGAAACAAAUGGUUGCACAGAAUGUGAAACCCAAUCUACAGACUUUUAAUACUAUUCUGAAGUGUCUCCGAAGGUUUUAUGCAUUUGGGAAGGUGCCAGCCCUACAGACCUUACGGGAAAUGAACGCCAUCGGAAUAGAGCCUUCGCUUGCCACGUAUCACUAUGUUAUUCAGCUGUUUUAUCAACAUGAAAGCCCUGCGAGAGGGUCAUCCCGCAUAAUCUAUGACAUCAUGGACCAGCUAGCGGGGAAGAGAUUUUCUCCAGAGGACCCAGAUGACGAUAUGUUCUUUCAGUCGGCCAUGAGGGUGUGCUCAUCUCUCAGAGAUCUGGAGCUUGCUUACCAAGUACAUGACCUUUUAAACACCGGAGACAACCGGAAAUUCAUUGGAUCCGAUCAUCGGCGUAACUUCUAUUAUUCCAAGUUUUUUAAUUUGCUUUGUCUAAUGGAACAAAUUGAUGUCACCAUGAAGUGGUAUAAAGACCUGAUCCCUUCAGUCUUCUUUCCCCAUUCCCAAACACUGAUAGACCUUCUCCAAGCAUUAGACGUGGCCAACCGGCUGGAGGUGAUCCCUCAGAUUUGGAAAGAUAGUAAAGAAUAUGGUCACACUUUUCGAAAUGAGCUGAAAGAAGAGAUUCUGAUGCUCAUGGCAAGGGAUCGUCAUCCACCGGAGCUGCAGGUGGCGUUUGCUGACUGUGCUGCAGAUAUCAAAUCGACUUACGAAAUCCAGGAUGCCAGACAGACCGCUCCCGAGUGGCCAGUCAACUGCCUGAACUGUAUCGCUGUCCUGCUUCUAAGGGCCGGGAGAACCCAGGAGGCCUGGAAAAUGCUGGGCCUUUUCAGGAAACAUAAUAAGAUCCCUAGGAAUGAGUUGCUGAAUGAGUUCAUGGACAGUGCCACAGCGUCCCGCAGCCCUGAGCAGGCCAUGGAGGUCGUGAAGCUGGCGGGCGCCUUCAGCUUACCUAUUUGUGAAGACCUCACCCAGAGAGUAAAGGCCGAGCUCACACCCAGCCAGGAACAAAAGGAAGUCUUGGGAGACCAGACUGCGUUGACCAGCGACAGCGGCAGUGAUGGCAGCAGUGACAGCGACAGUGACAGCAGUGAAGGCAAAUAGAAGUGGCCUGGCCCAGCCGCCGAGGUUACACUUCAGAGCUGGGAUGUUAACGUUUAACCCUGUCAGGAAAGCAGAACGCGUAUCACUCAUCCAGCACGGACUGACUUAGGUUCAAUGCUUUUUAAACCAAACCGCCCCUGAAGCGCGAGUCACCCCCUGGGCCCCCGCCGUGAGGGCCGUCGCUGCUCGUUCCUUCAGCGCCGCGCACCUGCGGCGUUUGUCCGCUCACGUCAGUAGGGGGGUCGGCGGUAGCCUAACUUCAGGGAUGGUUAGCUGUGAAAAGUUGUGCGCCUUAGAGCUGAUCAGACAGCAGUGGCAGUUCAGGCUGCGGAGCUGGGAGAGCGAAGACUAAAUAAAUGCUGUGACUAAGG